AUGUCCUCACCAUCCUCCUCAAGCUCUCUUUUUCAUGGCUCACCAGAAAGAUUGUUACCAGAAAAGCAUGAUCACAUGGCUGUGGAUGACCCACCAACAUCAACCUCUCCAAAGGCUCCCUUUGUUCAGGCUAUCAUCUCUGACAGAGUUCCCAGACUUCCUGUUCAAAAAAAGCAUCCUUCCACAAUGUUUUUAUCAUCAUCAAGGUUAAAUGAACUACCAAGCCAUCACUCUCCUUCCACUCACAUGGCCUCUGGGCUCUCAACAAAACAAAUUCUUAGCCAGGGUGCUUUGGUGCCCACCCUCAUAAAAAAUAUAGUCUCAAGCAGCCCACAAAAGUGCUCAUGGGCUGGUCCACUUGAACUGAGGCAUCAUACUGGGGCUACCCAAUCUCGAACAAUGCAAUUCAUCUGCAAUAUUGGUCUUUUCAAAAAAACUACACCCAAAUUCAAGAGGCUAGAAAUGGCAAACAUUCUAUCAGAACUGAAGAAGGUUCAGUUGAUGAGCUUUCAUGAUGUAGAAGAUUUCUACAUUAUCUCUCAAAGCUGCAAACCUCCUUGCCAGUUUGGCCAGUUUGGCCCUCGUACUCCAAGAGAUGCAGCCUUGUUCUCUCUGGUCAUAAAGAUGAUGACAAGAGCAAGAAAGGUUGCUUUGCUACCUCUAACAUCUCAUGGCCACCUGAUUGGGCAUAUCAUUUUUCUUCCUGAGGCUUUACAAGCCAACAUUCACAAUUUUCUUCAAGUCCCUUCAAAUUUCAAUGGAGUUACUGGUGAAAGUUUGACUGCAGCCAUUAUUCUGUGGACACUUCAACACCGUACCCCUUAUCUCAGCCCUUUCAAAAAAUUCCCCCAAAGGCUGAUCACUGACGUCCCCAAAAUCAAACACCAAGAAAAUUUUCUUCAAGCCAGAAAAAAACUUAUUCUUGCCAUCCAAAUGCUGGGGUUCCCUCAUAAACUCUAUGAGUUCUUUCAUGAUACAGUGAAAGAUAGAACCUUUUCUAUCUGGUGGAAGACUCUCAAUGACAGUGAAGCUAGUGCUCUGGAGACUUCAAGGCUCCAGGACAUCCUGGAGACCACAUAUGCAAGGCAUGUUGGGUAUGAAAAAAAUGCCCGAGUCAUAUUUGUGCAUGUUUCAAGCCUUGAAACUAUUCACAUGAUUCCCAAGCUUGUCAACAGAAGGCAGGGAUAUCCACGCAGGGUACAGUUCUAUACCUAUGGAACUUCUGAAGCCAUACCAAAAGUUCUCUGGGGAAUUCGAGAAAUUUAUCCAUGUGGAGGAGUUGUUACAUUUACUCCCUGUGCUUUCCUCAAAAAUCCACUUCAAGUGAUGGACACCUUGAGAAAAAUUCACAAGCACCCAUUGUGGAUUUCUUAUAUUCUUCCGCAGGCUCUUGGCAUGCUAGCAAAAUUGUCUUGUAUGGUUGGAGAUGGAGAUCCCCUAAUUUUGAAAAAAUAUGAUGAUCUACAUUUCCCUUACACCUGGGUUUUGAAGGCCAUUGAGGAGGGAGUGGUUGCUCUCUUGACCAGCCCCCAAAAGGUCAAUGAUGGCUGGAUCCAGGAUUUUUUCAAGCUACAACCACCCUCAGCUCGAGAUGCCCUUGAAAUUGCUAUUGGGGGUCUUGAAGCAAAAUUCAAAAAUGCACCAGUAUUCCAGUGGAAUGGGCUUAUUGAGAAAGCAAUUGAGUCCGACCUCAAGGAAAUGCAAAAAGAAUUGGGUAUAAUGAUGGAGUACAGGAGGUAUGUUAUCAUCACUAGUGAUGAAGAUCAUAAGCUGCGUCAAUCUGAGAUUGGGGUGGAAUGGGUCAACAUUUCAAAGUUCAAGUUCGAGGACGACUUUUACUUGAAAUAA
Laccaria bicolor S238N-H82 is the source of this 1848-nucleotide messenger RNA. RefSeq lists its product as uncharacterized. The record is from RefSeq and is a predicted model, not a curated record. Lineage: Eukaryota; Fungi; Basidiomycota; Agaricomycetes; Agaricales; Hydnangiaceae. Bases 1 to 1848 code for a protein of 615 amino acids. The transcript has 5 exons.